UAAAAGUCGACUCUAAAACCAUGCUUAUUUGUUGAUAGCAAGUAGGUUAAAUGUCGCUGAUUGUGGGGAGGUAAAAGUCGUGAUUAAGUAAAAGUUUUUAAUCUUUCCUUUACUGCGACGUGUCUGGUUGGUGCCUGCAAAACAAAAGAUGGCGAACAAGGAGGAAAAGAGCCCUGAUGGAGUGAAAUAUUUCAGACUGGCGGAGAUCGAGGAGCAAAACACGUUUAAGUCUACUUGGAUCGUCAUCCACCACAAAGUCUACGAUGUCACCAAGUUCCUAGAGGAGCACCCUGGUGGGGAGGAGGUCCUGAGGGAGCAGGCGGGUGGAGAUGCCACUGAGAGCUUUGAGGACGUGGGACACUCAAGCGAUGCGCGGGAAGUGGCCAGUCAGAUGGUGAUUGGCGAGCUGCAUCCGGACGACAGAGAGAAGCUGGCCAAGCCCUCCGAAAGUCUGGUGACCACCUUGAGGGAUGAACAAAGCUGGUGGCCGAACUGGUUCAUCCCAGCCGUGGUCGCCGCCAUCGUCACGCUGGUGUACCGCAUCUGCACGGCAGAAAGCGAGGUGUGACGUCAUGGCCUGCUGCGGUGACAUCAUAACCGCUCGCUCUCUGAUUGACAGCCGAGGCUCUGCCCUGCAGACGACUGAAAUUGCACUUAAAAAUUCAGAUGUAUACAUUUUUUUUGUAAUUCUCCGUGAUCGAAACAUUUUGAAAUCGUCCAGGAGGAGCGGUGAAGGCGCUCCGAGUCAUGUGAGCAACAUCAAGAAAAACAGCAUGAUCGCCAGGCAUCUGCUAUUACAUUGUGCGAUGGUAUGAAUGAACUUCCUGUGUGUAUGAGUUGACUUGAAUGAGACCAAAUAAAAUCAUUUUUCAUCAAUUAUCA
Doryrhamphus excisus (bluestripe pipefish) is the source of this 882-nucleotide messenger RNA. The record is from RefSeq and is a predicted model, not a curated record. NCBI's taxonomy places the organism in Eukaryota, Metazoa, Chordata, Actinopteri, Syngnathiformes, Syngnathidae.